This is a messenger RNA of Nannochloropsis gaditana CCMP526, 144 nucleotides long. RefSeq lists its product as uncharacterized. The transcript has a single exon. The record is from RefSeq and is a predicted model, not a curated record. The annotation marks the transcript as partial.
AUGGAAAGGGCGACGACGGGAGAGCAGGACCCUCCGGAAGAAAAGCGCGCAUCGGCGUCGAACAUCCCCAUGCUGGCGUCAGAGGCCCAGGCCCCUGCUGGCGUCGUCACUCCAACGGACGAGGCGGGCAUAGAGGGCAAGACC